This is a messenger RNA of Diprion similis, 1615 nucleotides long. Its product is annotated as HMG box-containing protein 4. The record is from RefSeq and is a predicted model, not a curated record. The transcript has 5 exons. The coding region runs from base 134 to 1483 and encodes 449 amino acids. Lineage: Eukaryota; Metazoa; Arthropoda; Insecta; Hymenoptera; Diprionidae.
AACGCUGCAGUUGUUUUCAAAAGAUCGGGGUAAUUGUGUGUGUAAAAUUGGUCUAAUUUAAUUACGAGCAUUGAAAAAGAAGUAACAUCAUUCAACUGAACUUGAAACUUAUUUUAAUUUCAAUAACCGCGUCAUGCAAGCGGACAUUCGAAAGCAAGUACCAAAACUUGAGAACCCUCAAGCGCAGCGGCGUAAGAAGCAUUUCGACCAGCUCGACGAAAUGGAAUCGUUCGCGUCCCCGAAACGUCAUCAAAAAACGGAUGAUUUAGAGGUUACAGGGAUAUCACGUAGUGGUCGCGUGCGUAAAAAGUCCUCUAAACUUAUGGACUUUGAGUCUCCCGAUGACAUAGCAGACAAUAAAUACAAGCGACAAAAAGCUCAACAGUUGCACGCACAGCAUUUGCUAGAGCGUUAUGAGGCGCAUCGUCAGCAAGUUACUCAAAGUCAUUCGUCUCAGCACGGAGAUGCCCCUGUUCAACGGCAACGCAAAAACUCUGGAUCCCACAUCGGCAGAGUUAAGGCUGAGCCAUUGUCCGAAAAUGAAGGUCACUCAUCUGGCUCUUAUUCUGAAGAUGAUGCGGUGAUGAACGAAGAGGAAAGAUAUAGCCUAGAAUCUGGUAGUGAUGAUGAAGUUGAUCCCUUAUUGAUUGAUGAUAGAGAAACUGGAUUCAGGAGACUUGAACCACCUGGUCAGGAAGCUCCCUCACAGGCAAAUAGUUUGUACAUGCUUGAGAAGUGCAAGAAGAAGUUAAUUAUCAAGGAUGGCAAGAUUAUUGGAAGAAUGAAGGCUCAACGAAAGGAUAAGGGUAAAACACGCUUCACAGCCUAUAUGCUGUGGGCAAAAGAGAUAAGACACGAAUUAAUGAAGCAAUAUCCUGAAAUGGAUUUUGCAACUAUUUCGAAACGUCUUGGUGAAUUAUGGGCAACUGUGCCAAACUUGGAAAAGUACAAUUGGCGAAGACGGGCGAAACGUCUAGCUUCUAAGCCUAGCGCAGCAGUUGCAGUCAAAGAUGAAUCAGUAUGGAAAAUGCCUCCACCGUCAUCGAAAAAGAAAUUCAUCAACAAAAUUGGAAACGGUAAAGAAACAAAACCUUCCCCUUCAAAAAAGACGAUACAGCUUGGAGUACCUUCCGUGGUAGGAAAUAUUCCAGUUUCACCACCAUCUAAUCGUGGUGGUAAAGAUCUAGUAAAUGAGCCAGUCAUUGGAACGGGGAUGUACAAAGUGAUAGGCAUGCAGCCUGUGGAUGUAGCUGCUCAUUUGAAACUGCUUGGCGAAAGUCUGACGAUAAUUGGUGAACGAUUGAAAGAACAUGAGGGCCAAAUAGCAGUUUCAGGUAGCCUUUCAGUUCUGUUAGACUCAUUACUUUGCGCUCUUGGUCCAUUAAUCUGUCUUACGCAACAAGUCCCAGAGACGGAUGGUGCAAAACCUGAAACACUGUCUCGAAUGCUUGACAAUAUUGCGUACAUCAUGCCUGGUUUGUAGGAAUUGCAGUGGUACUACGAUGAAGUAAAAAUACAGCAUUGUAUUAUGAAAAAUAUAACUUUUAUCGUAUUAAAUUGUUUGAUACUUGUGCUUAUGAAACGUCAUACAAUAAAUAUAUGCUAUACCGAAGUU